Molecule: messenger RNA, 1408 nt
Organism: Dermatophagoides farinae (American house dust mite)
Lineage: Eukaryota; Metazoa; Arthropoda; Arachnida; Sarcoptiformes; Pyroglyphidae
Source: RefSeq, a predicted model, not a curated record
UGUUUUUUUAAAAAAAACCGAUUCUUCAAGAUUCUGUGCAAUCACAAAUAAAUUCUGCUCAUUUUUUUUUAAUCUGUGAUAUAUUUACACACAAUAUUGUUAAUACGCUAUACUCUAUAUAUAUAUGUUAUAUUUGCUGUAAUGUUUAAUCAUAUUAUUCUAUUGUUUACAUUUUCAACAUGUUUUAUAAUUCCAUUCAUUUUAUGGAUAAUUCGACGACAACAACGAAUUGAUCAUCAUCAUUCAUAUGAUAAAAUUAACACAACAUCAGUACUUAAUGAAACAAUGUGUCCAUCAUCAUCGAAAAUUGAACGGCGAUUAUCAUCGGCAUUGGUUAAAACAAUUACCAUACGUACUUGUGUUGGUAUUUAUGAUGACCACAUGAAACAAUGGCGUCCAGAUUUUUAUCGUUAUGCAACCGAUGAUGGUUUAGAUUUGACUAUUAAUUAUGUUGACACAUUAAUCAACGACAAUGAUGGUAAUGGUGAUGAUUAUUUUGAAAAAACAAUUGUCGCUAUUCACGGUGUUCCCGGUUAUUAUACACAUUUUGAUAAAUUAGUCGAAUAUUAUCGUAAUACAAAUGUUCGGGUCAUUGUACCGAAUUUGCCGGACUUUGGCCAUACAAGAAAAACCCGUUCAUUUUGGCAUACAAGUGUUGAAAAAUCAACAUUUCUUAAAGAUUUUCUCCGCAAAUUGAAUGUAAAAACCGUUGAUUGUUUAAUUUGUCAUUCGUUUGGUGUCCAAACAGCGGCUGCUAUUUGUGAACAGCCCGGUAAUUUGGCCAUAAAAUCCGUAGCAUUCCUAUCACCGCAACCACUUUGGGAUCCGGUUCGUAAUGAUGAAAUGCUUAAAGCAUUUAAACAUAAAUCCGAAUGGUGGUACAAUUUUUUAUCACUGAUGCGUGUACAUAAAAAAGCCUAUACUAAAUUACGUUGUGCCAAUAUCAAUGAAUUUCUUCUACUAUGUUCAAUUGGUAUUGAAGAUGAUACACCGGAAAAAUUUACUCAUCGUUUACAGAAAAUAAUCAAAAUGAACAUUCCAAUUGUGUUAAUUUAUGGUGAAAAAGAACGUCUCAUAUCGAAAACAGCCAUACAACGUUUAAAUGAACAGUUGUAUAUUGAAUCUAAUGAUAUUAUUAUGAUUGAUCCAGAUGAUUCUACAUAUCAAGAACAAUUAGAAUUGACCAAAAAAUAUAGUUCAUUUGUAAUUAAAAAUGGUGGCCAUUUUACACAUUGUAAUCAUCAUCAUGUGGCUAAUGCAAUUAUUGAUAAUUUAUUAAAACUUGACAAUCAUCAACAACAACAACAACCGAAUGAUGAUUAGAAGAUUUUUUGACAUUAAUUAAUUAAUUAAUUGACUUUGUGACAUAAAUUAGGUUUCCAAUUAUAUCGAUCUGCUGUUUGGUGGC